UUUACAAAUUUUCUUGUUUAUAAUUUCGUUAGGUUUAAAUUAUUGCUCGUAGUCAUUCGUGUAGUUGUUUUAUCAUCGUUGCAAAUCAUUUCUCCAUAACCAAUUUGAUUGAAUGAUAGCUGUGUAUGGUACACAUUCAAGAAAACCAGAAAUGGUAAUUUGAUUGCUCUUGCAAGAAUUAAAAGUACAUAAAUUUAGCUUAGAACAAACAUGUUAGACUGGAAUGAAAUAUACGUGUACUUGCAAGAUAUCGUUCGCGAAACCUUCGACUUGGAUUUAGCGGUUUGGUUAUUAGCACCCUUGGUAAUUAGUUUUUUGCUGCCACUUCUCAUCGUCUUACUUUUCUAUAUCACGGCCAUUAUUCUGUACAUUUAUAAAUUACACAAAGAUACGAUCCGAGAAGCUUAUGAAUCGCAUUUCUGGGACGGAGCGAGAAAAACUGUGGCUGCACUUUGGGAUGCUCAUGGAUGGUUAUGGCAUGGAUACGAAAUAGAAGGUUUGGACAAAAUACCAGAUGAUACGCCAGCGUUAUUCAUUUAUUAUCAUGGAGCAAUCCCGGUGGAUUUGUAUUAUUUCCUUGCACGUGUUUUCCUGCUGAAAAAUAGACUGAUACAUACCGUCGCUGAUAGAUUUCUAUUUCGAAUUCCAGGAUUUUCAAUCAUAUCAGAAGCCUUGAAUGUUAUACCUGGCACAGUUCAGACUUGUUCUAGUAUUCUGAAAGAUAAUAAUUUGCUAGCUAUUUCACCCGGAGGAGUGUACGAAGCUCAGUUUGGUGAUUGUUAUUACCAGUUGAUGUGGAAAAAAAGACUAGGGUUUGCUAAGGUUGCCAUUGAUGCUAAAGUUCCCAUAAUUCCAAUUUUUACGGAAAAUGUACGCGAAGCUUUUCGUUCCAUAACCAUAGGACGGAAAUAUUGGUUGAAAUUAUAUUUACAGACUAGAUUUCCAUUUAUACCGAUUUAUGGCGGAUUUCCUGUCAAGUUACGUACACAUGUAGGUGAACCAAUACCCUACGAUCAGAGUUUGACGCCGGAAGAUCUUCAACUCAAAGUCGCAAAAUCACUCGAACAACUGAUAGGAAAGCAUCAACAAAUUCCAGGAAGUAUCAUGAAGUCACUAUUUCAAAGAGUAUACGUGAAGCAUAAAUCGCUAUAAACGAAAUUAAUUAAAUCUGAAUAUUUUUAUUUGUACGUUACCAAUGUAAAAAAGAAACGAGAAAAAUUUUGUAUUCUUUUUCUUCUUGAUUCUAUUUGUUUUGUUUUAUUUUUUAUUAUUUUUUGUGCAAUCGCUCAUUUCUUUUUCCAUUUUUUAUUUUAACAUGAUUAUUUGAAUCGUGAAAAAGUGAGUUUUCUUAAUGAUUGUUGCAUUGUUAAUUUACGUAUUGCUAACAAUUUCUGUGAUAAUCCAACUGUCUUUUGAACCCUUAGCUAUGUAAAUAGUAGUGAAUGGAACUGAAUCGUACUAGUACUUUUAAGGUAAAAAAAUUAUCAGUAUUUUUUUAAAACUAACGUUAUUUUAUUAUACUAUCCUCUUAUCUCGGUAAAUGAUUUUAAACGCUUCAAUAUUUUACGUAAAUUGUUAUAAAAGUUAUUUUUUUUUCAGAGAGAAAUUGAAAUUGUAUCGAUUUAAUUGGCAUAUACAACUUUUCAAAUUGAUGAAUUUGUUUUAAAACGUACCAUAUUUUAGUUUUUAUCGCUAGUUUAUGUUACCACGCGUAAAUGUGCCGAAAUUGAGAAUGUAACAGUUCUCAAAAUUACGCCCGAAAAAUACGAUCAAUUAAAUAAAUAUUUUAUAACGCGUAGAAUUUUACGCGAAAUAUCAUUAUGUGAUACAAAAUAUUUAUCAAAUCAUUAGUUAGUUAUUCAAUUCGUAAUUUAAAUCUUUCCUAUUUUCUACUUUUAAUACCUACGUAAUUGUUUCCAAGUUGAAUUGUGAAAACGAAUGAUUUGUUACCUAUAUAUUUAUUCUAUUUUUUCUUAUUUGAAUUAUGAUUCAUCAUGAGAAUUUAAAAAAUUCAGGUUUAUUUAAUUUUAAGAUUUUUUUUUUGUUUGUUUUUAAUCAUGAGCCAUGCAGUUAUUUUUAUCUAGAUAUAUCUUCGACGCCCGAGUAAUCGAUACUAGCGUCUGGUUUUAAGAUAAAUUUUUGGUGUCGCUAUAAAUAUAAUGGUGCUUUGACAGUGUUCAUAUUAUGUUACUUUUAUUGACAAUCUGAUUGUUUAAAAGCUAGUAAUGAUGGAAGCGUAUGCAGUAUUCUCCCAGUAUUUUUAAUUUUCUUUAUGUAUUAAUUUUCUAUCUGAAAACUGCUCGCUAGAUAUAAUUUUUACCCAGUAUAAUUGUAUUGAAAGAUACGGUAAGAUAUACUUAUUUUAUUUGUAAUCGAGCGUGCUUGGAAAAUUUUGUUCGCUUAUAUUUAGGUAGGUAAUUUUUUUAUAUUCAGUUGUAAAAAUCGGAAAUUUUUGUGUAUUUUUUGUCUUGUAUGGUAUUUUUUUAUACAUAUAAAAUUGUGCAUUUGUUGUAUUAAAAAACAAUCAAAAACA
Messenger RNA from Planococcus citri (citrus mealybug), 2533 nucleotides. Its product is annotated as DGAT1/2-independent enzyme synthesizing storage lipids. The transcript has 8 exons. The record is from RefSeq and is a predicted model, not a curated record. Gene Ontology annotation, molecular function: acyltransferase activity. The coding region runs from base 211 to 1152 and encodes 313 amino acids. NCBI's taxonomy places the organism in Eukaryota, Metazoa, Arthropoda, Insecta, Hemiptera, Pseudococcidae.